AUGCUGGACAGAGACUCGCUGAAGCAGAGCCUUGUAGUGGUUGUCCAGGACCAUGGCCAGCCCCCUCUCUCGGCCACUGUUACCCUCACUGUGGCUGUGGCUGACAGCAUCCCUGACGACCUGGCUGACCUGAGCAGUCGAGAGUCUCCCACCAACGUGGAUGAGUCUGGCCUCACGCUGUACCUGGUGGUGGCUGUGGCUGCUGUCUCCUGUGUCUUCCUGGCCUUUGUCAGCAUGCUGCUGGUGCUCAGGCUGCGGCGCUGGCACACAAAGCAUCUGCUCCGGGCUUCAGGUGGUGGUUUGUCCAGCCUGCAAGCCUCACACUCUGUGGGCGUGGAUGGGGUGCGCGCUUUCCUGCAGACCUAUUCCCAUGAGGUCUCCCUCACCGCAGACUCCGGAAAGAGCCACAUUAUCUUCCCUCAGCCCAACUAUGCUGACACACUCAUUAGUGCAGAAAGUUGUGGGAAAAGCGAGCCUCUUUCAACCCAGGAAGAGUCAGCUUUUUGCAAAGAGGAGGAUUCUUUUAUUCAGCAGUGGGGAAGUGAGUGCCUCUGAGGAUCUCAAGGAUUUCCUUUUACUGUAAUCCACAAGUAAAAGGAGCAAUGGAAGGA
Molecule: messenger RNA, 611 nt
Organism: Echinops telfairi (small Madagascar hedgehog)
Lineage: Eukaryota; Metazoa; Chordata; Mammalia; Afrosoricida; Tenrecidae
Product: protocadherin gamma-A10-like
Exons: 2
Coding region: 1-555 (184 amino acids)
Biological process (GO): cell adhesion
Source: RefSeq, a predicted model, not a curated record